AUUAGAAAAAUGACUUGACUCACACAUGAGAGAUGUCGUCUUCUAUUCAUCCCACAGAUACUGUUGAUACUGCUCUACUUAUAGAAUCAGAAAAUGGAUCUGAACGUGGUAUGAUCGGUGAGAUGAAGAAUCCAGAUUUUAUGUUUAUUACGAUCAUUGCUCGGAUAUUUAUUGCACUGAUCAAGAGGUUCUGGGCAUUUUCUGGUGCUGCUCUUCUCUCAAUUCUUCUAUUUUAUUGGUUAUAUGGCGGAGUUCUUGCAUUCCUUCUUGUAUGCUUCGGACUGUCUGGUGUACUGUAUAAAGCUGGAGAUCGUCUUCUUUAUCAUCCUGAGCAACCUCCUCACUCUAGAGUCUUUAUACCAACACCUGCACUCUUUAAUAUGCCAUUCGAGAACCUUUUCAUUAAAGCCAGGGAUGGAACACAGUUACACAUGUUCCUGAUAAAACAAGCUGAAGGAACGUAUCACACUGUUCCAACUCUAUUGUUCCUUCACGGGAAUGCAGGAAAUAUUGGACACAGGCUGGGUUAGAUUAUCUUCACACAAGAGCUGACUUGAGCAGAGACAAGAUAAUUGUGUUCGGACGAUCUUUAGGAGGUGCUGUAGCCGUAGAUUUAGCUUCUAGGUCUCAGAAUAAGGAGAGAAUUGGUGCUGUUCUUUUAGAAAAUACAUUUACCUCAAUACCUGAUAUUGCCAGGAUUAUUUUUCCAUUUAAAAUAAUCAAAUUUAUUCCAGUUUGGUUUUACAAGAAUCAAUUUAAGUCUGGUAAAAAGAUCUGCAGAUUAACUCAACCUACACUAUUCAUCUCGGGUUUAGCGGAUAAGUUAAUCCCUCCGAAAAUGAUGACGUCCUUGUAUUCUGGUUGCGGUGCUCCCAUUAAACGUUUAGCCCGGUUUCCUGACGGGAACCAUAAUGAAACCUGGUCUUGUUCUCAGUACUAUCAAACCAUCAACUACUUCCUAGACGAGGCUGUAUAUCUGCACAGUGAGCCAGGCAGGAAAAGAACUGAUUCUCCAACCUCCCUUGUGGCAGCUUCGAAUAUUCAUAACGUCUAGUUUAUUAGUUUCCUGUCAUGAUUUUUAUAAUAUGAAUAAUAGGGUACCGAUGUAAAUCAGACAUUCCCAUCUUUGCAUGGAGGAUCACUUCAAAUUACACAUACAGUCUUGUUAAGUCGCAGGUGCUAGCCAAAUAAACCUGCAAACUUGAAUCUUGAAAUUUUUUAGUUAGAUUUUUUUUAUAAAAUUUGUGUUUGAAAUUUAUUUGUAUUUGUGUGGUUAAGGGUGACACAUUAAGGGGGUCAAAUGAACAAAAUAAUUGGGUGCUCUGAAGUCAGAUUUUGCAUUGUGAAUCUUGGGAUCUUAUGCAGAUCUACAGAUUAAUUUCAUUCCUCUUCUAUACCCCGUGAUGGGCAUACCCUGCAGGGAUAAUAUCAAUCGAAAAAUCAAGCGAUGAUCCUCAAAUUUAAAAGUUGAUAAGAGGCACUUUAAAAAUCAGAUUUUGCAUUAAGUUUAAGCCUUGUAUAUUGGCAGUUAUUUUUUACUAAUUCUAAACAUUAGCUGUAGAAAUAUACUUUAAUUUUUAGAGGGUUCUUGUGUCACUUAAUAGUUAAUAUUGUGUUUUGUAUUAAUAGUUUAAAUGCUACUCCACCUGUGAUUAAGUUUGAAAAUAUGAUAUAUUUAUUUUACCUGUCACUAAAAUAUUCUUGUUAUAGGAUCUACUGUAACUUUAAUAAAUUACUGAACUAUUUUU
Eurytemora carolleeae is the source of this 1748-nucleotide messenger RNA. RefSeq names its product protein ABHD13 (gene Bem46). Gene Ontology annotation, molecular function: palmitoyl-(protein) hydrolase activity. The record is from RefSeq and is a predicted model, not a curated record. Gene Ontology annotation, cellular component: membrane. Lineage: Eukaryota; Metazoa; Arthropoda; Copepoda; Calanoida; Temoridae.